This is a messenger RNA of Papilio xuthus (Asian swallowtail), 1475 nucleotides long. RefSeq names its product cytochrome P450 4C1. Gene Ontology annotation, molecular function: oxidoreductase activity, acting on paired donors, with incorporation or reduction of molecular oxygen; monooxygenase activity; heme binding. The record is from RefSeq and is a predicted model, not a curated record. Bases 48 to 1475 code for a protein of 475 amino acids. NCBI's taxonomy places the organism in Eukaryota, Metazoa, Arthropoda, Insecta, Lepidoptera, Papilionidae. The transcript has 10 exons.
UCAAGUGUACAACCUACGUGGGUUUGGUGUGGUAUAUAAUAUUUAAAAUGUUUUUAUGUCUCUUGUGCCUUAGUGUAGUGCUAGGUAUGGUAUUAUUCAAAUUAAAAAGAAGACGAUUGUAUAGAUUAGCUUCAAAGAUACCCGGCUCGGACGAUGAACUGCCAUUUAUUGGUCUCGCACAUAAAUUUACUGGGACUACUGAAGAUAUAUUGAAUAGUUUACAAAAGUAUAGUUACGAGGCAAUGAAAAAUAACGGAAUUCUUCGAGGUUGGCUCGGUCAUAUUCUUUACUUCAUUGUUGUUGAUCCAGUGGAUGUAGAGGUAAUACUAAAGACUAGCUUAGAGAAAGAUGACCUGCAUCGAUUUAUUAGAAAUGUAAUUGGAAACGGCUUAAUAUUUGCACCAGUUUCUAUAUGGAGGAGACGACGAAAGAUCACGGUGCCGGCUUUUAGUCCUAAAAUAGUAGACACCUUCAUGGAAGUAUUUGCGGAACAAAGCGAGAAGUUGGUUUCAGUACUUGCUGCAUGCGCGGGUAAUGAUUACAUCGCCAUGGAACCUUACCUUUGUAGGUAUACUCUUGACUCUGUUUGUGAAACUACAAUGGGAAUAACAACAAACGCUCAAAAUAAUCCUAAUGCACCAUAUCUAAAAGCAUUGAAAAAUAUACUUAAUUUGGUUUGUGAAAGAAUUUUCCAUCUGUGGCUACAACCUGAUUGGCUGUACAAGUUCUUUUCGCAGUCCAAGUCACAUCAGAAAUAUACAAAGGAAAUGCAAGGUUUUGUAGAUGAAGUUAUUCAAAAUAAAAGGAGAGAAAUCAAGAAAGAAAAGGAUUUGAAAUCAGAAGUAGAUCGUAAUUUUGGUUUAAGUAAUUACAAGACUCAGUCGUUCCUCGAUCUUUUGAUAGAAUUUUCUGGUGGUGAAAAUGGUUACACUGAUCUGGAGUUAAGAGAGGAAAUAUUGACACUAACAAUAGCCGGCACUGAUACGACGGGUGUGUCAAUUGGGUACACUUUGAAGUUGCUAGCGAUGUAUCCAAAAGUUCAAGACAAGUUAUAUCAAGAAUUACUAGAUGUUUUUGGAACUUCCGAUCGAAGAAUAGUUAAAGAGGACUUGUCAAAGUUAAAAUAUUUGGAACGUAUUGUGAAAGAGUCUCUACGGUUAUAUCCACCAGGUCCAUUCAUCAUUCGAAAGGUUUUAGAAGACAUUUCCUUACCGUCGGGAAGAGUUUUUCCAGCUGGAUCAGGCGCGGCGGUCAGUAUCUGGGGCUUGCAUCGUGACCCCAAGUACUGGGGCCCAGACGCCGAGGUCUUUGACCCCGACAGAUUCCUGCCGGAGAGGUUUAACCUAAAGCAUGCCUGCUCCUACAUACCGUUCAGCAGUGGACCUCGUAAUUGUAUUGGUACCAUGUUCGCGGAUAUUUCUAUUAGUGUCAGCGAGGCUAAGGAAAGAUGGGUGUGUGUUGUAAAGUUGCGGUAA